Molecule: messenger RNA, 495 nt
Organism: Trichoderma citrinoviride
Lineage: Eukaryota; Fungi; Ascomycota; Sordariomycetes; Hypocreales; Hypocreaceae
Exons: 1
Coding region: 1-486 (161 amino acids)
Source: RefSeq, a predicted model, not a curated record
AUGCUCCGCCGCAGCAUCCUCACCAACCUCUACCACCACUUCAAACUCAAACCCUCACAUCGUCAUCCACUCAGCAGCCCCUUCUCAACUACAACAGCCAAAAUGUCGUCCACCUCAGAACAACAACAGCCACCAUCCUCAAGCGACUCUGCCUCAACCUCAGAAUCCACUACCACCGUCCCCCGCAACGCCCUCCCCGCGCCAGAUCCAUCAGACAACGGCGUCCAGACCCUCGACGUCAGCGGCUCCGGCUCGACCGUCAAGCUGGACCACCUCGGGCCCCUCGUCGUCAACGCCGACGGCACAAUGUCCCGCAUCGCCAACUGGGACAAGAUGGCCGACAUUGAGCGCGAAAACACCCUCCGCAUCCUCGGCAAGCGGAACCAGGAGCGCCUCGCCGCCCUCAGAGAGGCCCGUGGCAUCAGCGAAGGGAGCAAUGACAGCAUAGGCGCUAGUGGCAAUCACGACACUUCAGGCAAACAAUAGAACAUGAAA